AACAGUGUAUGUUAGCAGUGAAAACGACACAGUUUGGUUAAGGUUAUCGUAGCUAAGGAGCCAGCUGCCCAUCCCAGGCGAGCUGCACCAAGCCGACUAGCCCAGCUUUCCGGCCUUGUCUAGCGUUACAAUGGAGCCAUUGGGAAGUACUACAAUAGCUUCAUCGAGCAACCACACCCUGAACUCAACAGGUGGUGGUUGUUGUCCACGGGAGGUCAGCGAUAAAGUGAGACUGUGCCGCUUCCUCUGCUAUGGCUCUGAGGGGGACAUAUACACUGCCAGGGAGGAGGGUCGUGUCAGCAUGGAGAGUGCUGGAGCCCUCCUCUCCCUGCUGCAGGAGGGCCGGGGUACCGAGGUGGUGGAGGAGAUAAAAAGGUUCUCUCAGGAUGGGCGAGCUGUCAGACUCAGCCCCUCCUUCUUUGCCUUGGCUUUGUGCUCUCAGCACUCUGAGCUGAAGACAAGGCAGGCAGCGUUCAAGGCCCUAAAGGAAGUUUGUCGUGACCCAGCCCAUCUGUUUUCUUUCAUCCAGUACAAGAAGGAAUUGAAAGAGGGCAUGAAGUGUGGGAUUUGGGGACGUGCCCUGAGGAAAGCAGUGUCUGACUGGUAUAAUGAGCAAGAUGCCAUGAGUCUGGCUGCGGCUGUGACCAAAUGUAAACAGAGAGAGGGAUGGUCGCAUCAGGAUCUGCUCAGGCUCUCUCACACCAAACCAGCUAAUGAAGCAAUUGCCUUGAUCAGCAAAUAUGUAACAAAAGGAUGGAAAGAAGUCCAGGUUUCUUACGCAGACAGAGAGAACUCAGAAGAGGUUGUCAAAGUACUUUCAUAUCUUGAAGUGGUGGAGAAGGUCAAGCACAGUUGUGAUGAAACAGAGGUCAUUAAUUUAAUAGAGGAACACAAACUUGAGAGGGAACAGCUGCUGACGGACCACCUGAAGUCCAAACAGAUAUGGAGAGCUCUGUUGAAGGAAAUGCCUCUCCAAUCAGUGCUGAGGAUCUUGGGUAAGAUGACGUCAAACAAAAUUCUUGAACCAGGAGGCCCAGAGACUCAAGCUGUAUGUGACAGAAUCCAGAGCGAGACGGCGCUAAAUAAGGCAAAGGUCCACCCUUUCAGCAUUCUCUUGGCUACAGAGAACUACAAAAGAGGUCAAGGCUACCAGGGUAAAACCAAAUGGGAACCAGACAGCAGCAUACUCAAAGCAAUGGACUCUGCCUUUUACAAGAGUUUUAUGAAUGUGGAGCCUGUGGGUAAACGCUUCGUAGUGGCAGUAGAUGUGAGCACAUCACUGAGCAGCAUUGUCCCAGGGACAUCAAUCAGCACUGCUGUUGCUGCUGCUGCCAUUACCAUGAUUUUUGCAAGGUCAGAGGUGGACACACAAGUGCUGGCCUACUCUGAAGGAACUUUGGUUCCAUGCACUGUGUCUGCUGACAUGACUCUCGCACAAGCAACAGUUGAACUAGUUAAGAUCCCAGGUGGGAGCACAGACUGCACCCUCCCCAUCAGUUGGGCCACAGAGAAUGGGAAAGCUGUAGAUGUGUUCAUUGUUCUGACCAACAACCCGUUGUGGACAUUUACUGCCAGCCGAGUGGAGUCUCUACAGAAGCACAGACAGAAAUCAGGAGCCAAUUCCAAGUUGGUGAUGUGUGGGCUGACUUCCAUUGGACACACCAUCGUAGACACAGAAGACAGGGGUUUACUGAGCAUCUGUGGCUUCGACCUCGGAGCUUUGAGUGUCAUUCGUAACCUAGCCCAGGAUCUGAUCUGAUAAAGUAUUGGGACUUCGUCUUUAAAUCAUGUGGUUAGAGUACAAAAUGAAGGCGCAAAGUGGACCAACGUGGCUCACUUAGCAUGUAGCGUGCCCUAAAACAGCACUAAUCCAAAAGAUGUUGACAUUUACAACUCCAAUUUCUUUUUGUAUUUUGUCGCUUACAAGUCAAUUGACAAAGUGUCCAGCGGGCUGGACAAAACUCUCCAAAAAUAACAAAUGUUGUGUGCAUAUAUUUUUUCUGAAAUUUGAAAAGGAGGUGAUAAGACAUGUCAUUGCACAUCAUGCUGUCAAGACUUAAGGUGCAAACAGCACUCUGUAUGACAAGCUGUUUAGUGCUUUGAUGGUUCUUAAUUAGAUACUAACCCACUCAAUAAUAAAUUCAACUCAUUUAUAGCAAGAUGUUGGUAGAUUAAAUAAGAGGAAAAGUGUAGGAGUCAGAAUGUUAGAGGCUUAGUGCAACUCUAGGUUUAUUUUGGGGGGAUUUACUGUAGUUUCUAGUAUGCAUCUAUGGUUUGAUUUUAGCAGGUUUGAUGUGAUUGUAGAGGUGUUUUAAAUUUGAAAACCUGUCCCUCUGUUUUAUGUAGCAUUAUUAUAAAUUAUUAACAGAUAUGAUAGAGAUGAACUGAAACAAAGCACCAAAAGUCAACAGAAUACCUUGCAGUUUUUCUGGCUAUUCUGUUAAAUUCUUUGAUUUAUUUGACCAGAGAAGAUUUUUUUUUUUAAUAGUAAUAUUAAUGUGUAGAAUUCUGUUUACACAACUCUGGCCUUUAGCUUAUCUACAAUUCUUAGUUGUUGUAUUAACAUUUGUUUUACACUAAGCCAAUUUUUAUUUUAAAACUGAGUUAUAUGUUCUGCUCUUGUCAAAUUUAUUCCACAUAAGAAUACCCUUGGUGCUCUUAAAUGUCAUGAUACAUUUUUGGGGGAUUAUUUGGGUUAUUGGUUGUUGUAUAUUCCUUUGUGAAACAAUGAUGCCAAUAUUUGGAACUGUAAGUCAGUUUGCUGUAAAUUGGAGAAAUUGACUUGAUCUCAUAUUUUAGUCUGAAUUCUAUGCAUCACAAUUGGGAUUAUACUGUAUUAUUAUGUCCAGGAAGGACAAAUCAUAGCUAUUUAACAACUGUUUAACAAGACAGAAUCUGCUAGAACAGCAACGAUUCUAUAUUUUUGAUGUAAGAAUGUUCGUUAUGCAAAAACUAACAGAUGAUUGCUACCUUCCUGGAAUUAAAUGAAUUGAAUGUACUUUUGUAAAACAUGUAACCGUAGAGAUUUAAAGUACAAUGCUUUAUAUUUCCUCAGACAUAAUAAACACACACUGUACAGUG
Molecule: messenger RNA, 3081 nt
Organism: Xiphias gladius (swordfish)
Lineage: Eukaryota; Metazoa; Chordata; Actinopteri; Istiophoriformes; Xiphiidae
Gene: ro60
Product: Ro60, Y RNA binding protein
Exons: 9
Coding region: 131-1759 (542 amino acids)
Cellular component (GO): ribonucleoprotein complex
Molecular function (GO): RNA binding
Source: RefSeq, a predicted model, not a curated record